Messenger RNA from Cydia pomonella (codling moth), 2338 nucleotides. RefSeq lists its product as uncharacterized. The record is from RefSeq and is a predicted model, not a curated record. Lineage: Eukaryota; Metazoa; Arthropoda; Insecta; Lepidoptera; Tortricidae. The transcript has 2 exons. The coding region runs from base 460 to 1740 and encodes 426 amino acids.
UCUAGUAUAACAAGAGAUACGUUAAAAAAUAUAUAUUUUCAAUCUUUUAGAUAAUUUAGAUUAUUCCCUAAAUCAGCAAAAUAGUGUGUUCUUUAAACUCAAACGGUCCUAACCGUGCAUUCCAGUGAUUACGAGAGUUCUGCGCUCAUUCCUGUGCCAAGCUGUGAGUGUUGUCGUGCACGGCGUACGCGGCGCGUCAUAGCUUGACGUGCACGUCACGUUACCUACUUCGCUGCAAAUCAACGUGCCGGUGGACCAGUUGUCAAGACUUUUAAUUGGGUUUGAGUGCACAAGUUAUUCUAUCUAAUUAUUUAUUUGCCCUUGAUUAAAUUAGUGUGUUUAGUUUAGAUAAAUAACUUAAAAUGUCAGAGGAAACUUUAAAAGAAUUAAUACGUCAAAGAGGCACCUAUAAGGGUCGUGUAACAAAAUAUAAGGAUUAUCUUUCUAAUAUACAAAAAAAUGGAUCGUUCAAACAUAACUUCAUUACAAAUUAAAGAAUUAAGUCUUCGAUUGGCUAGAUUACAAACUUUAUUUUCGGAAUUUGACUCGAUUCAAACACAAAUUGAAAUGAAAAGUGAUAAGUUAGAUGAUCAGAUGGAAGAAAGGGACGUCAUAGAAACGCAGUUCAUUUCUCUCAUCUCAGCCACGCAAGAGAUAAUUGACUCUCAUACAAACAAUGAGGACCGUGGUUCCGAGGGUGCACGAACAGCCCAAUCGACUUUCGAGACGGGCCCUGUUAGUAAAAUUCGUUUACCGACCAUUUCUCUCCCGUCUUUUGACGGAAACUACUUAAAAUGGUUGGAGUUUCGCGACACCUUCGACGCCAUGAUCCAUGUGAACGAGUCCAUCCCUGACAUAAAUAAAUAUCAUUAUUUACGCUCCUCGUUAGAGGGCAGUGCCAGUGUCGUAAUAAAAUCACUUGAAUUUACAGCUAAAAACUACAAAACGGCAUGGGAAUUACUGUGCGAACGAUUUGAUAAUAAAAAUCUGCUUAUAAAUAAUCACAUGAAGGCAUUAUUUAACAUAGAUCCGCAGACUCGAGAAUCUCAUCGGUCAAUUCGAUUUCUUAUUGAUCACAUUACAAAAAACCUAAGCGCCCUUAAAUCUUUAGGCCGCCCGACUGAUUCAUGGGAUGACGUAAUCAUCUACUUAGUCGCAAGUAAACUCGAUCCCACUACGUCAAGAAAGUGGGAAGAAUAUAAGGCUAACUUAACAGACUUGCCUGCAUUAUCCGAGUUCUUGAAAUUCUUGCGCACUCGGGCCGAUGUACUUGAAACAAUGGUAGCUUGCAGGAGCGAUAAACCAGCCGAAAAUAAAUACCUACAGCCUAAGGCUACUAAGGCGUUUGUCGCUGCUGCAACUGCAUCCCGCAAACAACAAACAAACUCUAGUAAGGCGCCGCCGCCGCCAACGUGUCCGGUGUGCCACGGCGCGCAUAGGAUCUCGGAGUGUGUCAAGUUCAAGGACAUGAACGUCGAAAGUAGGUCAAGCGAAGCCUUGAAGUUACAUCUUUGCUUGAACUGCUUGAGGCGUGGUCAUAACGUCGAGCAAUGCCGCCUCGGUUCGUGUCAGGUCUGUAAGGAAAAACAUAACACAUUAUUACAUAAUUAUAAUCAAUCAUUAUCCUUACAGGCUAAUAAUAAAACAGCUGGCCCGGCGCCCGUCAUUAGCGCGGCCAGCGCGUGCGCCGCGAACGCGAUAGCGGAUCGGGAGGGCACUUUCUGGUGGGGCGGCCCAUGACUUCACUGCCGUCACCCCCCGUUUGUCUUAAAAACCCUGAUAGGUACCAGAGGAUCGAGCAGCUGCGCCAGCAUUUCUGGCAACGAUGGCGGAACGAAUACUUGGCCGAGUUGCAGCAACGUACCAAGUGGCGCCAGAGGCAGAAGGAACUCAAGGUUGGAGAGCUAGUGGUGUUCAAGGAGGAGAACACCCCGCCACUCAAAUGGAGGCUCGGGAGAGCUCUACACCUCUAUCCAGGAGCUGACGGAGUCUGCAGGGUAGCAGAUUUCACCACGCAGAAGGGCGUGGUCAGAAGAGCGCUCAACCGAGUGUGCCCCCUCCCCUGCAUGAACGAUCUUGAAAGCAGCAGCUUUCAAGGGGGGCAGGGUGUUAACGCAUCAGCGGUCAAACCAGUUCCGGAGGGGUGAGGACUGCGGAGUAUGACGUCACAAGCGCGGCGACCACUCACCGCGCAAACCACACACGGCUCUCAACUACCGCCUCAUACAUACCUAAAUCCUUGUAAAAUAGCAAAUUAAACUAAGUAAACGUGAAGCAGGAGUUUUCUUGAAGAGUCAACCCCUCAGCUGAGCUGUUCGUCAAUAACAGCUCCGACACC